This is a messenger RNA of Bubalus bubalis (water buffalo), 1916 nucleotides long. It is a transcript of the gene CARD9, whose product is annotated as caspase recruitment domain family member 9. The record is from RefSeq and is a predicted model, not a curated record. The transcript is spliced from 13 exons. Bases 148 to 1764 code for a protein of 538 amino acids. Gene Ontology annotation, biological process: positive regulation of canonical NF-kappaB signal transduction; regulation of apoptotic process. NCBI's taxonomy places the organism in Eukaryota, Metazoa, Chordata, Mammalia, Artiodactyla, Bovidae.
GGACGGUCCCCCCUGCCUCUGGGGUGAGCUGGGCCCGUCAGGAAGUGCACCCUGGGCUCUCCCCCCAGCUCCGCCCGCCUCCGUCCUGGCAGCCAGCACUGAAUCCGGCAGACGGGCGUGCAGGUGCCCCCCAGGCGGACGCAAGCCAUGUCCGACUAUGAGAACGAGGACGCGUGCUGGAGCGCCCUGGAGAGCUUCCGGGUGAAGCUCAUCUCCGCCAUCGACCCCGCCCGCGUGACGCCCUACCUGCGCCAGUGCAACGUGCUGAGCCCCGACGACGAGGAGCAGGUGCUCAGCGACCCCAGCCUGGUCACCCGCAAGCGGAAAGUGGGAGUGCUCCUGGACAUCCUGCAGCGGACGGGCCACAAGGGCUACGUGGCCUUCCUCGAGAGCCUGGAGCUGUACUACCCGCAGCUGUACAGGAAAGUCACAGGCAAGGAACCCACCCGCGUCUUCUCCAUGAUCAUCGACGCCUCUGGCGAGUCGGGCCUGACGCAGCUGCUGAUGAGCGAGGUGAUGAAGCUGCAGAGGAAGGUGCAGGAGCUGACGGCACUGCUGGGCUCCAGAGACGACCUCGCCGAGGAGCUGCGCGUGAAGGACAGCCUGCUGCGCAAGCUCCAGGAGCGCGUGCAGCGGCUCAAGGAGGCCUGCGAGGCGGGCAGCCGCGAGCUCCAGCGCUGCAAGGACGAGAACUACGACCUGGCCCUGCGCCUGGCCCGCCAGAGCGAGGAGCGCGACGCGGCCCUCACGGGGCACCGCGGGCUGCUGCUGGAGAUCGACCAGCUGAAGCACAGCCUCAUGAGGGCGGAAGACGACUGCAGGGUUGAGCGCAAGCACACGCUGAAGCUCAGGCACGCCAUGGAGCUGCGGCCCAGCCAGGAGCUGCUCUGGGAGCUGCAGCAGGAGAAGGCGCUGCUGCAGGCACGCGUGCAGGGCCUGGAGGCCUCGGUGCAGGAGGGGAAGCCGGACCAGGGCCGCCCCCACGUCCAGGUGCCGGAGGAGGACUGGCAGCGGGUGCAGCAGGACCUCCAGCAGCAGGCCGCCACCAUCUUCUCCCUGCGCAAGGACCUGCGCCAGGCCGAGGCCCUACGCACCCGGAGUGCGGAGGAGAAGGAGACGUUCGAGCUGCAGUGCCUGGCCCUGCGGAGGGACUCCAAGAUGUACAAGGACCGCAUCGAGGCCAUCCUGCGGCAGAUGGAGGAGGUCGCCAUUGAAAGGGACCAGGCCACCCUGAUGCGGGAGGAGCUGCACGCGCAGCACGCACGCAGCCUGCAGGACAAGGACGCGCUGCGGAAACAGGUCCGCGAGCUGAGCGAGAAGGUGGACGAGCUCCAGCUGCAGCUGUUCCAGCGCGAGGGCCAGCUGCUGGCCGUGGAGGGCAAGCUCCGGCGGCAGCAGCUGGACGCGCUCAUCCUGAGCUCCGACCUGGAGGACAGCUCACCCAGGAAUUCCCAGGAGUUCUUGCCCCCUCAGGACCUGGAGGAUACCCAGCUCUCAGACAAAGGCAGCCUGGCCAUCAGGGAGAGCCCGGAGCAGCCGUCUGUGGCUCUGCAGGAGGAACAGCUAUCACUGACCCCAGAGGACGCAGGUCUGAACGGCCGGGAGCCCCCAGAGAAGGAGAAGGGCCGGCGGCGCCUCAAGGAGAGCUUCGAGAACUACCGCAGGAAGCGGGCCCUACGGAAGAUGCAGCUCGGCGCGCGGCAGGGGGAGGCGGACGGAGAGAACACCACGGGCAGCGACAACACCGACACCGAGGGCGCCUAGCCGGCCCCCUCGUCCAGCCCUCCCCGUCGCGGGAGGGGGCGCGGCCCCGCCAGGCCGCCUCUUCGUCGGCGAGCACGGGCGGGUUCUGUGGGACGCGCACACGUGCCGCGACCUUAAAGUGCAACCUUGUCAAUAAACUACCGCGGUCCGGA